This is a messenger RNA of Exophiala bonariae, 1137 nucleotides long. RefSeq lists its product as uncharacterized. The record is from RefSeq and is a predicted model, not a curated record. Bases 1 to 1137 code for a protein of 378 amino acids. NCBI's taxonomy places the organism in Eukaryota, Fungi, Ascomycota, Eurotiomycetes, Chaetothyriales, Herpotrichiellaceae. The transcript has a single exon.
AUGGCCAAACUAUACCCAUGCAUUCUCUUCCACGUAUCCCUCCUGUCCACACUCACCAACGCCUGCACCCGCGUGAGCUACACCAGCGGACCAGAGGACGGACACCGAGUCAUCAUCGGACGCACACUAGACUGGAACCUCCCCCCGCUGUCAUCGCUGUACGCAUUCCCGGCGGGACUGCAGCGCAACGGCAGCGCCGGGGAGAACUCUCUCAAAUGGACGAGCAAGUACGGGUCGGUUAUCGCGACGAUGAACGACGUGCUGACCUUCGACGGCAUGAACACCGAGGGCCUGCAUGGCGGCCUGCUGUACCUGACGGGUACCGACUUCGGAGACCACAACACCUCGCGGCCUGGCCUGUCCAUCAGCUUCUGGGUGCAGUACUUCCUGGACAACUAUGCCUCCGUGGCGGAUGUGCGGGCAGACCUGUUCACUCCGUCCGGCGAGGACCGCUUCCAGGUCCGGACGCGCGAGAUCAUCCCCGGCAUGGCGUCCGUGGUGCAUCUGGUUUUGGGCGACGCGACCGGCGACAAUCUCAUCAUGGAGUAUCUCCAAGGCAAGCUCCACUUCUACCAGUCACCCGACUACCGGGUCGUCACGAAUGAGCCGACCUAUGACCAGCAACUGGCCAUUCAGCAGUACUGGCAGAACAAGACCGAUUUUACUCUGCCGGGGACAGCGGGCCCAGUCGAUCGGUUCGCGAGAAUGGCUGAUAAUCUGCGGCGCGCACCCGUUGCCACGACCAUGGUAGAGGCCGUGCGAGUCGUCCAAUGCCUUCUGCGCAGUAUCAGCGUCACGCUGCGGCCGCAGACGGCGAAUGUCGCCAACGCAGCAACGCUUUGGCGGGCCUUGGCGGACACGAAAGAUAAGAGAUAUUUCUACGAAAGUGUGACGGAUGGUGUAUCUCUCUGGGUGAAUGUUUCGACUGUGGAGCUGGGCAAAAAUGGCACUACCAAAAGGCUGUCCUUGGCUCCAGGGGACUCGGGACUCUAUGGCAGAUACGGGGACGCAACAAAUGACUUCACUAAAGCUGAGCCAUAUACUCCGAUACUCGCAAAUUCAGAAACUGGAGACGGUUUUGGCGGUGUAGGUCAGGUAUCUAUUCCAGGACUGACCAACACAACUGCAGGCAGCUAG